Fonticula alba is the source of this 3040-nucleotide messenger RNA. RefSeq lists its product as hypothetical. The record is from RefSeq and is a predicted model, not a curated record. The transcript has 2 exons. Bases 1 to 2667 code for a protein of 888 amino acids. NCBI's taxonomy places the organism in Eukaryota, Rotosphaerida, Fonticulaceae.
AUGUCCGAGCGGCCUGCCCGCCGACGUGUCGACAGCCCCAAUCGCCGGCCCAAGCAAUCAUGGGAACGCGAUGCCAUUCCCGACCCGGACUCCGGUGAGCCGGGCUGCUCCAGCACCACCAUCCUCCUGGCGUGGCUCAUGACCCCGGGCAAUUAUGCCCGCUGGCGCGGGGUGGCCCUGGUCGAUCCGAACCCCAACCCCACCCUGGAGCAGGUGAUGCUCCCGCAAAUCAUCGACACCGCCAGCCACCCGCCGCCCCAGCCGCCGGAAACCAAGAAGGCCAUGAUCCGCGAAAUCAUCGAGGCCCUGCGCCGUGUGGGCAUCACCAACCGCAGUGAUGCCGAUGUCCGGGCCAAGAUCAUCGACUUGAUGCGGGCGUACAAUCGGGCCGCGCCGGAUUUCGAGUCGGCCUUCGCUCGGAUUUCCUCCGGCAGCAUCGAGCUGGACCCGGCCUUCGGGCCGAAUACCGACCACUCGCGCGAGGCCUCCCUCAAGCAUGCCCUGGCCUUGGCUCGCAAGACCUGCCGGUCCUUCGAGCUGGUGUUCCCGGUCUUUGCGCCGGUUGAGCGCCGGUCGAAUGCCGUGGCCGCGGCCCGGCGGGCCGGCGCGUCGCCCACCGCCGCCGCCGCCGCCGCCACCGCCGUCGGCUCCGACCGGCCCACCGCCGCCGAGGACUACGUCCGCAAGGCGGCCAUGACCCGGGCCCUGACCAUCAGCGCCUACACCAAGAGCCCGGACCCCAUCGAGGCCGGGUGCAUCGACCAGCGUGCCCUGACCGUGGUUGCCCAGGUGGUCAAUGACUAUCGCCACCUCCGGCCAAGUGCCAUGGGGCCGACGGUGGUGCCGAGCUUCAGUCCCGGCUACACCCCGCCCCCGGCCGAGUAUGGCCAUCAGGCGGACGAUGGGGCCAAUGCGGCGGCGGCCGCGGCUGCCGCUGCCGCUGCCGCUGUGGCCGCCGCCGCCGGUGGUGGCGGCCCCCAUCCGCCUCCCAGCGAGGAUCCCUACGCCGACCCGGGCUACGACCAUGAUGACCAUGCGCCUGGGGUUGGGGCUUCGGGACCGCAGCCGCCGCCGCCCCCGCCGCCGCAGGGCCCGCCGCCCCCCUCCCAGCAAGGCCCCCCGCCGAUGGCGCCGCCCCCGCCGCCGCCCUCAUCGCUGGUCCACCCGGCCGGUGGGCCGCCCCCGCCGCCGAUGCACACCUUCACCGGGCACUUCAGCCAGCCGGGUCUCCUGGGCGCCGACCUCCAUGGGACCCCUUCGGGCUUGGGCAUGCCCGGACGCGGGGGCGGGCCCAAUCUCCUUGGGGCGGCCGGGGCGGCCGCCGCGGCUGCCGCCGCCGCCGCCGCGGUUGCCGUCUCCGGCGGACCGCCGCCCCAUUUGCCCGGCGGAUUGGCCGGCGACCCGCCCUUCGCCGCGGGGCUGUACCCGGGUCUGCUGCCGGGGGCCGGGGCCACGGGCUUCCCCCCGCCCCCGCCACCGGGCGUCGGCGUCGGCGGGGGGGCUCACCCGGGCCAGGCCUUCCUGCACCCGCAACAGGGCCCGCACCCCCAGCAGGGGCCGCCUCCGCACCCCUCACAGCAGGGCCCCCCCCAGCAGGGCCCGCCCCCGCCACACCCGCCGCCCCCGCACCCGGCCCAUGGGCCGCCCCCGCAUCCGGGACAUGGGCCGCCUCCGCAUCCGGCCCACCCGGCCCACCCGGCCCAUCCGGCCCACCCGCCACCCCCGCACCCGCCCCCGCAUCAGGCCUUCCAAUCGGUGAACAUGGCCCGGUCUUUGCCGGAGCUGAUGCAGCUGCUGGUGGACACGCACGGCCUGCCGCCGGCCGAGGCCGCGCGCCUGGCUCUGGCCGAACGCGCCCUCGAUCAGACUCGCACCACUUUGGCCCUGCUUGGGGCCCGGACUCAGGCAGCCCUGAGCCUCAUGCAAGCCGGGCUUGGGGAACAGGCCAUCGCGGCCAUCCUCCAGGUGGAUGCCCCGCCAACCGGCGACCCGCUUGGCUCGCUGCUUGGGCACCCGCCGCCGCCGCCGCUGCCGGGCGCCGGGAACCCCCCGCCCGGGUCACCCCCGCACCCGGGCUAUGGACAUCCGCCGCCCCCGCCGAUGGCCGGUCCUCCGGGGACACACUUCUACCCGGGCGCUGGGGCUGGCGUCCCGCCGCCCCCGCCGCCGGGUGUUGUUGGCCCGCCGCCCCCGCCGCCGCCGGGGCCCCAUUCCUCGAUAGCGCCCCCGCCGCCGCCGGGGCCUGGCGGCCCGCCGCCCCACUCGGUGGUGGUUCCCUCGCCCCGGUCGCCGCCCAUGAGCCACCCCCUGGUGGCUGGGUCCUCCUCGCCCGGUGGCCUCCCGCCGCCGCCCCGGUCACCACACAUGCCCCCCUCGGCGCACCACUCGCCGGCCAUGCACUCGGUGCCCGGCUCGUCGUCCUCGUCGUCCGGGGCCGCCGGCGCCGGGAGUCCGGCCCUCAGCCCGGCCGAGCACCGGCCUCACCCGGGGCACGGCGGCGAGCCGCAUCCCAAGCGCGGUCGCUUUGCCCUCGGGGAUAUGACCUCCGCGUCUCCCUCCUCCCCGACGGUCAGCACCUCGGAAGACCGUUUGGACCAAACGGUCGGCGGUGGCCCCGGGGUCAAUGGCGCCGUGCCGCCUGGCGUCGAUGCCCUGGGCAUGGCUUGACACCGGUGGACACGCCUGCCCCCUCCCACACCGGUCGCCCCUGCGCGCGAACGAUCGGGCAAAGGAGGAGCAAAGGCAGGAAAAGGGAACGAAAAGCAAGUGGCACCGCUGCCUGGCCGGCCUGCUGCCCUCUGUCUACUCCCCUGCCGUCUUCCUUCUGCUCGCGCCUCCUCCGCCGUGCCUCUCUUUCUUCCCCUCCGGAGGUUGCCGACACUUGCGCACCGCUGGCCCGGUGCGCUGUCAUGGUCGUUCAUGUGCUCCGGCCCCCCUCCCCUGCGUCCCUCCUCUUUCCUCGCCGGCCAUCACCACCCGCCGAUGGCUGUCCUUGUCCUUGAAUACAUCUCCUUUCCCGCCACUGCGCGUGAGUGAGCGA